Messenger RNA from Astyanax mexicanus (Mexican tetra), 2270 nucleotides. RefSeq names its product SUN domain-containing protein 2-like. NCBI's taxonomy places the organism in Eukaryota, Metazoa, Chordata, Actinopteri, Characiformes, Acestrorhamphidae. The record is from RefSeq and is a predicted model, not a curated record. The transcript is spliced from 17 exons. Gene Ontology annotation, biological process: nuclear envelope organization. The coding region runs from base 274 to 1986 and encodes 570 amino acids. Gene Ontology annotation, molecular function: protein-membrane adaptor activity. Gene Ontology annotation, cellular component: meiotic nuclear membrane microtubule tethering complex; nuclear envelope.
GAGGAUCUGCUGCUCAGUUUAAAAACAAGCACAAACCAACCGGCGCAGAUAAUUCAGUUACUCUCAGCUCUCACUGAGCUGUUUACACUAGUACUGGGCUCAUACUGGAGUUAUACUGGACUAAUACUGGUAGCGUUACUGGGUGUUAUAUACUGGGGAGCUGGUCAGUAUGCUCUGGGGGGAGAAGGAGUGGAGGGGGCUGCAGCUCUUGGUGCUGGGGGUCUGUAACAGUUCCUGGUCCUGAAGUUUCGUUCAUUCAGAAGAACAGCAGAGAUGUUGAGACGUAGCUCCAGAUUAAAGUCAAAGUACCCCAGUCCUGAUGAGGACUCCACCAUCACCAGCUCUACCGGAUCUCCAACACAGAUCUCGUACAGGGAGAGUCCUGUCCGGAUCUUCAAGAAGAAGAGCAGAACCCACAGGCUGACUAAUGACAUGGGGUUGGAAUCGGCCGUGCACAGCUCUAGCCAAAAGACGAAGGUUACAAUGUCCCCUCCAAGCAGCACAGUGACCCCUAUAAUCCCCAGCCCCUCCAGUCUCAUGGAGAAGCAGAAGCUCUUUUUGAAAAUCUCUUUAGAGGAGGGUUACAACAACACGAGACGUCCGAACGCCAGAUCCAGAAGUGGACUAUUAAAGUUGUAUUGGUGGCUUGGACCAGCCUGGUACAGUCUGAUUGCUGGUAUAUCUUGGAUCAAUGUUUCUCUGCUCAGCAGCACUGUGGUCAUGAGGAAGACUAUACUUCUCAUCAUCCUGCUACUUCUGCUGGUUUUCGGUUUAUUCUACAGGUAUCCUUAUUUCACUGAUCCGGAUUUGUUCACUGACACGCAGGCCUCCAUUCAACUUCCUCUGAAUGACAAUGCAUCCUCUGCCACUCUGCUGGCUUUAAAGGAAGAAAUAAAUGCUGAUCUUUACAGGAAUCAAGCCAGGUGGACUGAGAGCAUGGAGAACUUAAUGAUAGAGAUCAGGAUGCUGAAAGAAGAAGGGCAGAAGCAGAAAAUCACACAUGAGAUGCUGGAAUUGGAUAUGAAGGCAUUGAGAGUGAGACUGGGAUCUGUUCACUCUGAGCAUAAAGUUAUGGUUAAAGAGCUGAGUGGAAUCCACCAUCAGCUAUCUGACCUGAGAUCAGAGGUGUCUCUCCUCCACUCAUCCUCUGAACAAUUCAGUCACAGACUGGACACCCAGGAAACUCAGAAUCUCAGGCUGAAGAAGGAGCUCUCUGAUUGGCUGCUCCAGCAUGUGACAUGGUUAGACAGCUCUGGACAGGAUGUAGUGAUGCAGCCUGAGCUGCAGAUGGCCCUAGAAACCCUGGAGAAGAAUAUCAUGGACAAACUGGACAAAGACAGAGAGAAGGAUGUGGGGAGUACUGUGGGAGAGACACUGCAAGAGGAGGAAGUCAGAGCACUUACUAUAAAGGAUGUAAAACAGAUUGUCCACAGAGCUCUGAGUGUGUUCAGGGCUGAUGGAACUGGUAUGGCCGACUAUGCGCUGGAAUCUUCAGGUGCCUGUGUGAUCAACAGCCGUUGCUCGGAGUCGUAUCACGGCCAGAUUGCCUGUUUCAGUAUAUUUGGAAUACCUCUGUUUUACUACACUAAUAGCCCUCGCACUGUUAUACAGCCUGAGCUGUAUCCCGGCAAGUGUUGGGCUUUCCGUGGUUCUGAGGGGUUCCUGACAAUCUCUCUGUCUUCCCCGGUGAAAAUAACCCACGUUACCCUGGAGCACCUGCCUAGAGUCCUCUCACCAACAGGGCACAUCAACAGCGCUCCGAAGGACUUCGCUGUUUACGGAAUGACUGAUGAGAACGAGGGAGGAAAACUUCUUGGAAGGUUCACUUACGACCAAGAGGGAGAACCUAUCCAGACCUUCAAGAUUCCUGUCUCUGCAAACGAGGUGUAUUGGCUGGUGGAGUUACGGAUCCUCAGUAACUGGGGGAACCCGGAGUACACAUGUAUUUACCGGUUCAGGGUUCACGGCCAGCCCUGGACAAGCUGAGUGAAACAGAAUGAAGAAGGGUUUGCACUUUGAAGAACAGUCUCUGACACAUUUUGUAAUACAAAUGAAAAGUAUUUAUUAUUUAAGGAAACUGUGACGUAGUUAAAUAUUCUGUAUAAAUGACUGACAAAGAUUUUAACACUUAGAGUACAUUGGAUACUGGAUCAAACGUAUCCAGAAUCUUUUAACCAUUUUAAUGUCAUGUUACCCAAAAUGAUUGUCCAAUGCUUUGUAGAUUGUACUGCAUACUGAUCAGUAAACAUCUCAGGUUCAUUCUCAGGUUA